CAGCGCUGAGGCCCCCCCCUCUGAGGCGCCCCUCGCCGCUCUGCAGGAUGUGGAAGCUGGUGCCCGCCGCAGGAAAAGAAGAGCCAUAUCGGCUUUUAAGUGGUACAGAAUAUGUUGUUGGACGCAAAAACUGUGCAAUUUUAAUUCAGGACGAUCAGUCCAUCAGUCGAAGUCAUGCAGUUCUGACAGUAAAUCGUCCUGAAACAACCCCUAGCCAAUCUCUCUCAGUCCCUACAUUAACAGUAACAGAUACAUCUAAGUAUGGUACCUUUGUCAAUGGGUCGAAACUCAAUGGCACUUCAGUGUCUUUGCAGUCUGGUGACAGAAUCAACUUUGGAGUCUUUGAGAGCAAGUUUAGAGUAGAGUAUGAACCUUUGGUUGUCUGUUCCUCAUGUUUAGAUGUUGCUCAGAAAACUGCUUUAAAUCAAGCCAUCCAGCAGCUUGGAGGUCUUGUAGUGAAUGAAUGGACAAAAGAGUGUACUCAUCUUGUAAUGGUAUCGGUAAAAGUUACUGUUAAGACUAUAUGUGCUUUGAUUUGUGGUCGACCAAUUAUAAAACCAGAGUUUUUUGUUGAAUUAAUCAAAGCUAUUCAGUCCAGGCAAGAGUUGCCAAAUCAUGAAAGCUUUUAUCCUCCAGUUGAUGAGCCUUCCAUUGGCACUGAAAAACUGGAUUUAUCUGGGCAUCAUGAAAGGAAAAAAAUAUUCAGUGGAAAGACUUUUGUAUUUCUAACUGCCAAGCAGCACAAGAAACUGGGUCCAGCAGUUACUCUUGGAGGAGGGGAAGCAAAGUUGAUGACAGAAGGAAGAAAGGAAACAUCUUUACUAGUUUCUCCCGAAGUUUGUGUUGUUGAUGUGGGGUUGACGAACUCUCAGAUCACAGGAUCUGACUCCAUGAGAAACUGGACUGAUUCCAUUCUGACUGUCUUGCAAAGCAAGGAUCUCAGGGCUAUUCCCGAGGCAGAAAUUGGAUUGGCAGUUAUCUUCAUGUCUACAGAAAAAUACUGCAACCCUCAAAAGCAGCCAAGUAAUAAAGCUCUAACUAAAAGUACUCCUGCAUCAGCUGCUGCAGGGCGAGCUAUUUCUCAGAGUCUGGCUGUGGAUGAAACCAUAAUGCUAACUGCUGCAGAUCACAGCACAGUACAUGUAGCUGAUACAGAAAUAGAAGAGCAGACAUGUAUGGAGAUAGAGGAUACUCCCCAGAUGGAUGGACGAGGCAAAAUAGCUUUCCAAGAUAUAACCGCUGUGAAGAAAAACCUUAGCACAAGUGGCACCAUAAAUGCAGGAACAUCGAUAUCUAGAGUGAACAGAACAUCUGGGUUUAGUCAAAAAAGUCAUCCUGUCUCGCCAUCUGAAAUUUCAGAAGCUGGUAAACCUAGUGAGUGCGCUUCACGUCACCAGUCUAACUCAAUUACAAAUUACUUCCAGGUAGCUAGAAAAAGGGAAAGAGCUGAAGAAGGAGAAGAAACAUCUGUACCCAAGCUAGCAAAACUGGAGGAGAGGUCAUUGCCUGUUUCCAAGCCCAUUGAAUCCACAGCUUCAUCAGUGUGGAAGAGUGAAGCACAACAGCAUCAAAAGGAAAAUAACAUCCUGGACCCAAACCCAAAUUUUGCAUUAGCAGACACAGGUAUAAAGCUUAUGAGGGAAAGUAGCAAACUAGCAAGUGAUAAAACAGACACUAAAGCUACUUCUAGUGAAAAGCAUGUACCAAAGAAGAGAAAGGAGUUGAAUGAUUUACCUGAAGAUACAGCGACACUAGAAAUUGUGUUUGGAAGCAGAGACCUAGACUGGGAAGAACAAGUGGCAGAUCAUGACCAGGAAGCUCAAGGAAAUACACAAAAAAAAAGAUGUUUGGAAGCCAAAGAAAGCAGGAUUCAAGAAGCAAAUGUAAAGCAGAGAGAGGAGAAUAAAAUAUUGAACCACAAUGAACUGCAAGAUGACUCCAGCAAUCUUCCUAGCAGACUUCUGUUGACUGAGUUUAGAUCGUUGGUUGUCAGCCAUCCGAGACAGAACAGUCAGCUUACUGGAAAUACCAGCUAUGGGGGAAAGAAAAAUUUCAAAAUGUUCAAAAAGGUAGCUUAUCCAGGGGCGGGACAACUUCCAUACAUUAUUGGAGGAUCAGAUUUGAUUGCUCACCAUGCUAAAAAGAAUUCAGAGCUAGAAGACUGGUUAAGGCAAGAAAUGGAGGAACAGAACCGACAUGCAAGAGAAGAAUCGCUUGCUGAUGAUCUCUUUAGGUAUGAUCCUAAUGUGAAAAGGAGAAGAUAAAAUGUGACCUGAAUUUACAGUGAUUCUCUAGCAAAAACUGCUUUCUGUUCCUUAGGUUUGCUGGUUACAGUGUGUAAUAUAUACCUACAUAUGAACAUUUGAGCUGUCUGUUAUUGUAAGACUUGUUUUUAAGUCUUGCUUUUAUUAAAGAAAAGUUUCUUUCACUGCCUGGUGCUUAAAGAUUGCACAUUUUCAAGACCUUUAACAUAGUUUGCUUCAGAGUAAUGAUUGGUAAAAUACCAUAGAUACUUAGGAUUUCAUUUUAGGCUGUUUAUUUCUAGUCUUUGCUUAUCAGUACUAUUUUGGGAAAAAAAGGAAGCUAGCAUCAGGCUUUUUUCUUUUCAGAAAGGCUUUGUUAAUUAGAUUUUUGUAUAUUGUUAAUUUUGUCUUGAGGUGGAGAUUUUUGAAGACUUUAUAAACAAGUUAUACAAAUUUAAAGUUUGCUCUCUGAGUAAACAAGAAGUAUUUAAUAUCAACAUGGUCAAGCUUCUUCCUAUUUUUGAAGUUGGUGACAUCAAAUUAUUUUUAGUCAGCCACCAAUUUUGUGUGAUGGCAGAUUUGAAAUGAAUGUUUAAAUUCUAAAAUUCAGUGAUUUUUUUACCCUAUUAUGUCUUCAAAAUUUGUUUUAACAGCCAACAGUUAGACUAGAAGCACUCUUACAAACUCAGAAAAAGAUACAAAAAAAUUUUGCAGGAGCAACAAGCAUUUUAAUUUUGGUUUCUUGGGAAGGGAGAGAGAAAAUUGCAGUUUCUUUUUCUGCAUAUUUCGUUUCCUUUGCAAACAGAAGAAAGCUGUGUUUCACUGUUUAAGAACAAAAGAUGUAUACAGAAAGCCCAAAAGCUGCACGAUGAGAACCGUCAGAUUAUGAGAGUCUGUGUACUUUCCUAUAGUAUUAAAUGAGAAGUUAUCCUUG
Molecule: messenger RNA, 3177 nt
Organism: Harpia harpyja (harpy eagle)
Lineage: Eukaryota; Metazoa; Chordata; Aves; Accipitriformes; Accipitridae
Gene: NBN
Product: nibrin
Exons: 15
Coding region: 48-2264 (738 amino acids)
Biological process (GO): double-strand break repair via homologous recombination; mitotic G2 DNA damage checkpoint signaling; telomere maintenance
Cellular component (GO): nucleus; Mre11 complex
Molecular function (GO): damaged DNA binding; protein binding
Source: RefSeq, a predicted model, not a curated record